ACUAUUGAGUUAUGGACCAAAGAAACUCUGUGCUUCUUCUGCUAUUGCUUCUGUUCCAAGUUCUGUUUGUAGCAACACAGAACUCCAAUCGAGACUUUACUGCUUUAUCAUCUCUCACUGAAUUUUGGGAAAACAAGCCACCAAGUUGGGUGGGCACAGAUCCUUGUGGUGGUUGGGAAGGCAUCGAAUGUAACAAUUCGAGAGUGGCAUCAAUAAAACUGUUAAGCAUGAACUUAAAAGGCAGGUUGACGGAGGCUAUUGGGAGAUUAACUGAAUUAACGACUCUGGACCUCUCUUACAACAAAGGCAUGGGUGGAAGAAUUCCAGCUGAAAUUGGGAAUUUGAGUAAAUUACAAAUCCUGUCAUUGGUUGGUUGUGAUUUCUCUGGUCCUAUUCCUGAAUCAUUAGGAGAUCUUAAGCGGCUGACCUUUUUAGCUCUUAAUCUUAAUCGGUUGAGUGGAAAUAUUCCACGUACGUUGGGCAAUCUAUCCAAUGUCAAUUGGCUAGAUAUUGCAGACAACCAGAUUGAAGGACCUAUCCCUAUCUCUGAUGAAGAAGGACCUGGUCUUGACAUGCUACUCAAAGCAGAGCACUUUCAUUUUGGAAACAACCGCCUCUCAGGGGAAGUUCAAGCUAAGCUUUUAAGUUCAAAGAUGAUACUGAAACACCUGCUUCUUGACAACAAUCACCUAGUUGGCAGCAUUCCAGACACUACUGGAUUGAUAAAGACAUUGACGGUGGUACGGUAUGAUCACAAUCAAAUGACUGGAGAAGUGCCUUCAAGUAUCAAAAAUCUCACAAAACUCACUGAUCUGAAUUUAGGCAACAAUAAACUAAAUGGCUCUAUGCCCGAUCUUACUGGAUUAGAUGCACUCGCCUCUGUGGAUUUGAGCAACAACUCUUUUAAUCCUUCCAAUAUCCCUUCAUGGGCCUCAAGCUUGCCAUAUUUAACUACACUAUUAUUGGAAAGCACUGGACUGCAAGGGGAAAUACCGGACUCCUUAUUUAGCCAAUCUAAUUUAGAGACUGUGAUAUUGAGGAAUAAUAAGCUCAAUGGUACCUUGGAUGUCGGCAACAGCCUACCCAAUUUGAAUCUUAUUGAUUUACAGGAUAAUAGGAUAGGUGACUUUGAACAGAAAAGUGGAGGAACCAGUUUUAAUGUCGUACUAGUUGGAAACCCCAUUUUCUUGAAACAGGAGCUACUUCGCAAAGUUACUGCAAAAGCUCGCAAACUAUAUCACAAUAUUCAACACCAGAAAAUAACUGUAUACCUCCUGUUUGGGUUCAAACAUGGUUUCCAGCCCAAACUGCAAUGUGCAUUUCCCUAUAGAGGAGUUCUGACUUCUAGAGCUCCUGGUUUCUCAAACUUUAGAAACACAAGUUAUUUUAAGGAUCUUGAGCAUGGCCUGUUGACUACUUUCCAGUCCCAUGACCUGCCCGUGGAUUCUGUUUCUCUGACCAAUGCAUUCCAGAAUUCUGUUACUUCUUAUUUUAGUUUGGACGUAGAAGUCUUCCCAUCUCAAAUUGACCGUUUCAACAGAACUGGAGUUUUAAGCAUUUC
Neltuma alba is the source of this 1561-nucleotide messenger RNA. Its product is annotated as probable leucine-rich repeat receptor-like protein kinase At5g49770. The transcript has 14 exons. The record is from RefSeq and is a predicted model, not a curated record. The annotation marks the transcript as partial. Gene Ontology annotation, molecular function: protein binding. Lineage: Eukaryota; Viridiplantae; Streptophyta; Magnoliopsida; Fabales; Fabaceae.